Messenger RNA from Colletotrichum higginsianum IMI 349063, 2340 nucleotides. RefSeq names its product FAD binding domain-containing protein. Bases 1 to 2340 code for a protein of 779 amino acids. Gene Ontology annotation, molecular function: FAD binding. NCBI's taxonomy places the organism in Eukaryota, Fungi, Ascomycota, Sordariomycetes, Glomerellales, Glomerellaceae. The transcript has 5 exons. The record is from RefSeq and is a predicted model, not a curated record.
AUGGGUUUCAAAGUCAUCAUCGUCGGCGGCAGCGUCGCCGGCCUGUCGCUCGCCAACAUGCUCGAGCAGCUCAACAUCGACUACACCCUCCUGGAGGCGUACCCCGAGAUCGCGCCCCAGGUCGGCGCCAGCAUCGGCCUGCUGCCCAACGGCUUCCGGAUCCUAGACCAGCUCGGAUGCUACGAGCCGAUUCUGGACAUUGCCGGGGACUUCCACCUGAAGUCCUCCUUUCGUCAAUCAGAUGGCAAGGCCAUCGUCCCACCCAGCAGCGCCGCUACUCACCACUUGGAACGUCGGACCGGGUACGCUUCCAUUUUCAUCGACAGACAGAUGCUCCUUCAAGUCCUUUACGACAACUUGAAGCAAAAGGACAGGGUAGUUCCGGAGAAGAGGGUGAAUAGCAUCGAGCUUAUCGACGGGGGCGUGCUUGUCCACACAAAGGACGGCUCCGUUUACGAGGGAGACAUCGUCGUCGGAGCGGACGGUAUCCACAGCACCGUGAGACAGGAGAUGUGGCGGAUCGGCCACCAGCAAAGCCCCGGUUACUUUCCCCAAGACGAACACUCCAGAGUACCCGUCGCCACAAGAUGCAUUUUCGGCAUCUCCAAGCGCCCGUCCAACCUGCCGGCCGGCACCCAGCAGAUGGUCCACAACAUGGGCUGGAGCUACCUCAUUGUCGGCGCGCCCGGCAACCGGACCUACUGGUUCCUCUUCGAAGGCGUCGGCGAGACCAAGUACGGCAAGGACAUCCCGCGGUACACCAAGGAGGACACGGAGACGCUGGCCAUGGCGCACCUGAAGGACCCGAUCUACGACAACGUGACGUUCGGGGACAUUUACAAGAACCGCAUCAUGGCCACGCUGGUGCCGCUCGAGGAGUACGUCUUUGAGAAGUGGCACUACAAGCGGAUCGCCUGCAUCGGAGAUGCCAGUCACAAGAUCGAUCCCAUCUCCGGCCAGGGAGGCAACGGCGCCAUCGAGGCCGCCGCGAUCCUCACCAACGCCCUGACCGACAUGCUGGAAAGAAACCCCAAGAGCCAGUCCGCCGCCGUCGUCGAGGAGGCGCUGGCCCAGGUCCACGCCAACCGCCACGCUCGUGCCAAGGACCUCGUCGCCAGCGGCCACCAGCUCCAGCAGGUCCUCACCGGCCGCUCGCCCGUCUCCAAGCCGGUCAUCAACUACCUGAUCCCGCUCAUGAAGGAGGACGGGUUCCUCGGCACGGCGGUGCCCAUCUGCAAGGCGAGCCACCACGUCCACCGGCUGCCGAUGCCCAACAGGCCGCGCCUCGUGCCCUUUGACGACGAGCUCCCCGCGCGGCCCCUCAACAACAAGACGGCCUCCAAGGUCGUCACGCUGUUGGCAUUUGGGUCCCUGGCGGCGCUUCUCGCCAGGUCCGGGGGCCUCGCUCAUCUCUCCACGCUCCUGGACGGCUUCUGGUCACAGGCCAGACUGGCAUCUGCCGGAGUCUCGGGCGUGAGUCUGGCCCAGGGGUUCUCCGGCCUGCCCAGCAUCGUGUCUGCGGGCAGCUUGAUCCAGGACGUGCAGUUCCGCUCGAACCUGUUCUCCGCCCUCGCCAUCUGGCUCGCGGAGGGCCAUCGGGUCGGCAACAGGCUCUCCGUACUUCUUUGGCCAUCCCUUUCCGGCGCUGCCUUCACGGCCUUUGGCGCCAACGCCAUCAUGCCCCUCCUCGGCCUCGGCCUGGUCCUUCGAGGCUCCAACGCCCUGGACGGGCGUCACGUCCCCGUCGACUCCGCCAAGUCGAUCCUGCCCUCCGUCAUCGCCGGCUACGCGAUCCCCACGAUCCUCGCCGCCCUACCGGUCCGGGACCCGCAGCUCCGGCAGGCCGUCACCCUUGUGGCGUCCACGGCGCCCAUAUACUGCGCCGCCCUAGUGAACGGCAUCUCGUCCGUCUUCCAAAGGGUCCGCGACGUGAUUCGGCCCCCCAAGCCCGCGGGGGAGAAGGGCGAGGUCAAGCUGACCGAGCAGGAGGACUUCAUCGCCAUGUACCAGAAGAAGGACGUGGCCCCUCUCAAGCUCACCUACGCGUUCGCGGCCGGGGUCUGCGCCACCGUCCACGUCGUCAGCAUCAUCUACGCGUGGUCCGGCCCCGGUGCCGCAUCCAGCCCGGUGGCCGGAGGCAACGCGUUGUUCGGCCUGGCCUCGGUUGCGCAGACGCUGUACCUGGCCUGGACCUUGCGCUACGAAGGCUUCGUCACGACGAAGCAGGCGAUCCUGGGAGGCCUGGGAUCCGUCGCCAGCAGCCUCCUCGUUGGGCCCGGCGCAGCCCUCUCGGGCUUCUUCUACUGGCGCGAACACGUCAUGUCCAGCCUGGGCAACUAA